Hylaeus volcanicus is the source of this 745-nucleotide messenger RNA. Its product is annotated as metaxin-2-like. Gene Ontology annotation, cellular component: SAM complex. NCBI's taxonomy places the organism in Eukaryota, Metazoa, Arthropoda, Insecta, Hymenoptera, Colletidae. The transcript is spliced from 3 exons. Gene Ontology annotation, biological process: mitochondrion organization. The record is from RefSeq and is a predicted model, not a curated record.
CACCAUUCGACAUUCCUUUGUUCUGUCCACCGAACUAAUAGAAGAAAGUAAAAUUAUCUAUCGUUGUUAGUAUCAUAUUCAAUCAAAUAAAAUGCCCAAUGCUCUGUUAAACGAUUCUAGAAAUUUGGAAUUAGAAGCUCAGGAGCCUCAAACAAUUACUUUAUUUCAACCGUACGAAGUAGAACAAAUACUGUUACCUGACAGUGAAAAUUGUUUAGCUGUACAAGCUUAUCUUAAAAUUUGCGGUCUUGAAUUUCAAAUAGAACUAAGAAGCAACGCAGAAUAUAUGUCACCAUCUGGUCGAGUACCAUUUAUUAAAUGUGGAGCAUUUUAUAUAUCCGAAUUUGAUAGUAUCGUGUCGUUUAUAAGAAAUAAAGGCAUAAGUUUGUCAAAUCAUCUAUCUCCAAUUGGCAAAGCAGAUAUGAGAGCUUAUACAGUGGUGAAUAAUAUAUUUGUAAAUGCUGAAUUAUAUAUUUGUUGGAUCGACGAAAUAACUUUAAAUGAGGUAACCAAACCAAGGCAUGGGAGCGUGUAUCCUUGGCCCUUGAAUCACUUUUUAAACUGGCAAAAAAGAAAAGAAAUCAUAAAGAAACUCAAAGUACAUGGAUGGUAUAAUAAGACUUUAGAGGAUGUAUAUAGCGAAAUCAAAAAGUGCUGUUGAGCAUUAUCCAAGAGACUCAAGGGUAAUGAAUAUUUUUUUGGAAAAAAGCCUUACGAAAGUAUUUUAAUGCUCCUUGACGGUUAA